AGCACCGACCGAAGAGGCAGAAACAAGCAUGGCAGGCAACAUCAGCAACAGUGCGGGUCCUGUAGCCAGUUCUCUGUCUAAACUACAGUCUUUAAAUGGAUUGUUUGCGAUUAAUAAGAAACAAGGACCGACAUCUGCAGACGUGUUAAAUAUGCUCAAAGAAGCUUUACUCAAAGAGGCUGGAGUGAAAAACCCAAACCCACGAAAGAGGAAGAAGCAGAGCCUGAAAAUGGGCCACGGAGGGACGCUGGACAGCUCUGCCAGCGGGGUGUUAGUUGUUGGUGUUGGGAAUGGCACAAAAAUGCUCAGUACAAUGUUGGCUGGGUCUAAGAAAUAUGUUGCUGUGGGAGAACUGGGGAAGGCAACAGAUACUCUUGAUGCCUCUGGAAGUGUGAUUCUGGAGAAAGACUUUGAACACAUAACCAGAUUAGACUUGGAGGAGAAGCUGAAAGCUUUCACUGGUGAAAUCAUGCAAGUUCCUCCACUCUACUCUGCACUGAAAAAAGAUGGCCAGCGUCUGUCUGUCCUGCUGAAGCAAGGUCACCAGGUUGAGGCUAAACCAGCCCGACCAGUCAAAGUGUACAACCUAAGCCUGCAGGAGUUCAAACCUCCCCUCUUCACUCUUGAUAUUGAAUGUGGUGGUGGAUUUUAUGUCAGGAGCUUGGUGGAUGACCUGGGAAAAGCUCUGUCGUCAUGUGCUCACGUGAAGGAGUUGAUCCGGACCAAGCAGGGGCAGUUCACUCUGGAAGAGCACGCCUUACAUGAGGAGCAGUGGACACUGGAAAAUAUCCUGUGCUCUCUGCAGCCCUGCUCAGAGUCGGAGCAGAAACCAGCAGAGGCUGACACCUGAGGGACACUCUGAACACAUCCCAAAGUGAAGGUGACGAGCUGGGGUUGCUCUGUCUCGUGACCAACCAUGACACGCCUGACUUUGACUUUUGACUUUUCCAGUUAAGAGAAUAUUUUGUCGACUCUAGUGUAAUAUUUACUGGAUAUUUAGAGUUGUGCUGUCAAGCACAGUGUGACAAGUUGAGUAAAAUGACAAAACCACUGUAUAGUGGAUUAGUGUAAUAAUUCUACGCUGGACUUAUGAUUUCUAGUCCACAUUCCAGUGGUGUCUUUCUUGUCUUUGCCUCAUCUGUUAUUAAAGUUUUAAUUUGUAUAUAA
Messenger RNA from Acanthopagrus latus (yellowfin seabream), 1167 nucleotides. RefSeq names its product TruB pseudouridine (psi) synthase family member 1 (gene trub1). Gene Ontology annotation, molecular function: pseudouridine synthase activity; RNA binding. Gene Ontology annotation, cellular component: mitochondrion. The transcript is spliced from 8 exons. Gene Ontology annotation, biological process: tRNA modification; mRNA pseudouridine synthesis. The record is from RefSeq and is a predicted model, not a curated record. The coding region runs from base 29 to 850 and encodes 273 amino acids. Lineage: Eukaryota; Metazoa; Chordata; Actinopteri; Spariformes; Sparidae.